This is a messenger RNA of Musa acuminata AAA Group (dessert banana), 1678 nucleotides long. Its product is annotated as gibberellin receptor GID1C. The coding region runs from base 398 to 1438 and encodes 346 amino acids. NCBI's taxonomy places the organism in Eukaryota, Viridiplantae, Streptophyta, Magnoliopsida, Zingiberales, Musaceae. The transcript has 2 exons. Gene Ontology annotation, cellular component: cytoplasm; nucleus. Gene Ontology annotation, biological process: positive regulation of gibberellic acid mediated signaling pathway; raffinose family oligosaccharide biosynthetic process; floral organ morphogenesis. Gene Ontology annotation, molecular function: gibberellin binding; hydrolase activity. The record is from RefSeq and is a predicted model, not a curated record.
CUCUCUCUGUGCUCGCGUGCCCCGUCCAACUUCUCCCCCUUAAUAACUUCAUUCUCCCCUCACCUCCUCCCGUCUCUUCGUUCCUACCCACAUCGGUUUCUCCCUCGGUCGAGGAUCUCUCCUGGCUCCAUCUUGGUGCUUGGAUCUCGAAAGGUGGUUCCUUUGGGCGGGAUCGGGAAGCUGCGCGGUGGAAGGAGGUGAGCGGCGCGGCGGGGGUCCGUGGAGGAGCAGAAGCAGCGAGUUCGCGGGUUCGGGAGCGAGUCGUUGACGGUUCGAUCCGUCAACUUCAGUUCACGAGGAAAAAGGAGAGAUUUUUGUUGGCUUCCGGCGGGGCUCGUUUUGGCUCGGCUGGUUCUUCUCUUGUUCUUGGCGUUCUGUUUCCGGGUGCGGUAUCGCGAUGGCGGGAAGCAACGAGGUGAACGCCAACGAGUGCAGGAUGGUGGUUCCCCUCAACACAUGGGUCCUCAUCUCCAACUUCAAGCUGGCCUACAACAUGCUGCGCCGCCCCGACGGAACCUUCGACCGCCACCUCGCCGAAUUCCUCGACCGCAAGGUCCCCGCCAACGCGGCCCCCGUCAAUGGCGUCGUCUCCUUUGACAUCCUCAUCGACCGCACCAACAAUCUCCUCGCCCGCAUCUACCGCCCCGCCCCUCCGAACCCGUCCCCCGCCACCACGCCCCUCGCCGACUUCCACCGGCCUCCCUCCCCGGAUCCCUUCCCCGUAAUCAUCUUCUUCCAUGGCGGCAGCUUCGCCCACUCCUCCCCGAACACCGCCAUCUACGACUCCCUCUGCCGGCGCUUUGUCUCGCUGUGCGGAGCAGUGGUUAUCUCCGUCGACUACCGUCGCUCACCUGAAUACCGGUACCCCUGCGCCUACGACGACGGAUGGGCGGCCCUCAAGUGGGCUUCCACCGAGCCAUGGCUCCACGGCGGCAAGGACGCCAAACUUCGGGUGUUCCUCUGCGGCGACAGCUCCGGGGGCAACAUCGCGCACCACGUAGCCGUAAGGGCUGCAGAAUCCGGGAUCGAGGUAUCCGGGAACAUCCUUCUCAACCCCAUGUUCGGCGGCAAUCACCGGACGGAGUCGGAGAAGAGAUUGGAUGGUAAGUAUUUUGUGACGAUCCAGGACAGGGAUUGGUAUUGGAAGGCGUAUCUCCCGGAGGGAGCCGACAGGGACCACCCAGCUUGCAACCCCUUCGGUCCCAAUGGCGUCCCCCUCGAGGAGCUUCCUUUCACAAAGAGCCUCGUCAUAGUGGCAGGCUUGGAUCUUGUUCAGGACUGGCAAUUGGCCUAUGCCGACGGGUUGAAGACGGCCGGCAAAGAUGUGAAGCUCGUCUACCGGGAACAGGCCACCAUCGGCUUCUAUUUGUUGCCCAACACUGACCAUUUCUACGAAGUAAUGGAGGAGAUCAAGCACUUUGUUACCUCUAACUUAUAGUCCAUGUGCAGCAGGAAGAAGAAGGAGCUGUUCUAUCAUCUUCCUAUGCCUGAUUCCAGUUCCACGAGGUUGGAAGAUGGUGCUAACUCUAUAGGUAACUUGCCUUUCUUCCUUCUGCUGGUGCCUUCAGUGGUAUCUGUUGGACACCAGGGUGUAUAGUGAGUCAAGUCCAGGAAGAUGGAUACAGCAUGUAACAUGGAUCUUGUGUUGGUAUAAAGAUGCCCUCCUGUGAUUCCUUUC